ACAUGUCUUUAAAUAAAUUUUGGACAUGCCAGCCCAGAAAAUCGUUUACUUUUCAAGGUUUUGAUUAUAUUCAUGAGCUGCACGUUAAUGGAAAUCUCAGCAAAAGGGUGAUCAUGUUGAAAUUUUUGCCUAUAAGAACUGUCUGAAGAUCCCAUGAAAGUACUCACAGCUUAUAAACCUUUUUUGUCUUCAAAAAAUUUCCUUUGGGAAUGGAUUUGAGAGAUAAUAAUUCAGCUAAAAUCAGAUUAAGUGAUGGGAGAUACUUGGCCUAUAAAGAGAGAGGUGUUCCAAAGGAGAAAUCCAAUUAUAGAAUUAUAUUUGUUCAUGGAUUUGACGGCCGCAAAGAAAGGGAUUUUCUUGCACCUCAGGAAGUGAUGAAGAAGAUGGGGAUAUAUAUAGUUCAAUACGAUAGAGCUGGAUAUGGGGAAAGUGAUCCAAACCCAAAACGAUCCCUAAGGAGUGAAGCAUCUGACAUUGAGGAAUUGGCUGAUAACUUACAUUUAGGAUCAAAAUUCUAUAUUAUUUGUAGCUCAAUGGGAUGUUACCCAACUUGGAGUUGCAUCAAACACACUCCCCACAGGUUAGCAGGGGUAGCGUUUGUUGUUCCCAUUGUAAAUUACCAAUGGCCAUCCCUUCCUCACAAUCUCACAAAGGAUGAUCAAAGGAAGAAAGACUAUUGGUGGAUGACUAUGACUGCUAAAUAUGUUCCUAAAUUACUACAGUGGUGGGCCAUUCGAAAAACUUCUUCUACCAAAGAUCCAAAAACUACAUACUUUACUUCCAAGGAUUUAGAGAUUAUAAAGAAUAUACCAGGAUUUCAGGGUUUUAGUCCGGAAAAACUAAGGAAGAGAAGUAUUUUCAACAACCUUUGCAGUGAUUUAGUUGUGGCUUUUAGUAGGUGGGAUUUUGAUCCUUUGGUGCUAAGCAAUCCUUUUCCUGAAAAUGGUCAGAGUUGUGUUCACAUUUGGCAAGGCAGUGAGGAUAAAGUUACUAAUCUGAAACUACAAAGGCAUAUUGCAGAAAGGUUACCUUGGAUUCAAUAUCAUGAAGUUCCUAAUAAUGGACAUCUAUUGAUCUAUGACACUACUGUUUGUGAAGCCAUUUUAAGGUCUCUUUUGAUUGGAGAAACUCCACCAUCUUAUUCAACAAACUCAUAGUUUAUAGUCAUCACUCUCACAUGACCAAGAGGUCACGGGUUCAAGCCGUGGAAACAGCCUCUUGCAGAAAUGCAGGGUAAGACUGCGUACUAUAGGCCCUUGUGCUCCAGUCCUUCCCCGGACCCCGCGCAUAGCGGGAGCUUAGUGCACCGGGCUGCCUUUUUUACUGUCACAUAACAAUGUUCAGAUGUUACAUAUUGAAUUUCAUUUUAUUUAUUUUUGCCCUUUUUGUACUUAUUGGAUGAUGUAUUUCAUAAUGUGACAUGUUGCAAAAAAAAAAAUUAAAACAAAACACUGUUAUUAGCA
Nicotiana attenuata is the source of this 1463-nucleotide messenger RNA. RefSeq lists its product as uncharacterized. NCBI's taxonomy places the organism in Eukaryota, Viridiplantae, Streptophyta, Magnoliopsida, Solanales, Solanaceae. The transcript is spliced from 4 exons. The record is from RefSeq and is a predicted model, not a curated record. Bases 210 to 1157 code for a protein of 315 amino acids.